This is a messenger RNA of Talaromyces stipitatus ATCC 10500, 1316 nucleotides long. RefSeq lists its product as uncharacterized. The record is from RefSeq and is a predicted model, not a curated record. The transcript has 2 exons. Bases 57 to 1127 code for a protein of 356 amino acids. Lineage: Eukaryota; Fungi; Ascomycota; Eurotiomycetes; Eurotiales; Trichocomaceae.
CUUUACAAUUGACAAUUAGUUCCUAGUAUAGGAUUGUCACACUCGUUUCUCAAGUCAUGGUCGCCCACGGCUUUCUCGCUCGGCUAACAGCCGCAGCUCUCUGUCUCCUUGCUAUCCCUAUAUCGACCGCUGUACCUAUUGAAAAGCGCACUGGCGUUGUGCCAACUCUCUCUGGCGGAGAGAAUGCUAUGGGAGGCGGCACUUACCCUCGUGCCAACUAUCUUUCCGACGGAUCGAUCAUUGGAGCUUAUACAGCAUUUUCAAAUGGCGACAGCAUCCUUACCGUUGUCCACUCUACGGACAAUGGGGUUACCUGGAACCAAGUUGGCACUGUGGCUCGCGGGGCCACGGCCACAACUGACAUUGAUAACCCAUAUCCAUUCCAACUCCCAUCAGGCCGUAUCCUGCUCGUCUUUAGAAACCACGAUCGCUCUAACGGUGGUUAUACUUUCUUCCGCAUUACUAUCUGCUACUCUGACGACAAUGGCGUAAACUGGAGCUACCUCAGCACUCCAGCCUCUGACCCCGGCCCAAUCAACGGAAACUGGGAACCGUUCCUCCGACUAGCUGAAGAUGGCAAGACUUUGCAACUUUAUUAUUCUCGCGAAAACUCUGCAGCCGACCAGGACAGUCUGAUGCGCACUUCGACCGAUGGUGGUGCAAGCUGGACUUCGGCCACUGUCAUCUCCGGCGCCGACUCCAACAAUCAACGUGAUGGUAUGCUUGGUGUUGCGCAAAUCUCCGGUUCCAACCUCAUCGCAAUCUUUGAAUCUGAGACAAACGGCGGUAAAUUCUCAGUCCACUCAGUUACCAGUUCCGACGAUGGCAAGACAUGGGGUAACCGUAAGACUGUCUAUGCUCCUUCUGGCUUCAAUGCUCAAGCUCCACAAAUCACCAAUGUCGGUGGUACCCUCGUUGCUAGUUUCCAGACUGAUGAGGAUGGUGGUUCCGGAGAGGCUAUCAAGAUCUUGACUAGCGGUGAUGGAGGUGCUACCUGGGGUAACAAGUUGACUACCUUCCCUGCAACCAGCAACUGGGCUGGUCUGUUGACAUUGAACGACAAUGCCAGCUUCUUGAGUCUGGCUGACCACUCUGGUGCCAAAGCUCAGAAGGUUACCCUCUCGUAGAGGUUUAAAUAGGAUAUCUCUCAUUUAAUCCUUUCACACUCUCGUUCUUGAUACGGCAGAAUAGUGCCCGCACCAAUUUCUUAUUGUAAAAACCUGUACACAGUUUUAGUACAUAAAUAUUCAUAUUGUCAUCAACGGUUUUUAGUCUUGCUUGGUCGCCUGUAUUGCCUUUGAUCAAUCACUUCAAUU